AUGAAGGUAGUGUUGUGUAGGUUGAGGAAUGCAAAGCCAAACAAUAUUGAUAAAGGUGUGAGGGAAGCUUUUGCUUGUCUUGAAUUAAGUUAUGACUUUUUGGCAACCCCAGAAGCCCAGCGGUUAUUGCUAAUAUGUGCUAUGUUUCCUGAAGACCAUGACAUUGUUGUUGAAGACCUUUUUAGAUAUGGAGUGGGAUUAGGCCUAUGCAAAGAUGUAGACUCAUUUGAAACAGCAAGAAGCCAAGUUAGAGCAGCUGUAAAUUAUCUUAUUGACUCCUCAUUGCUGAUGCAUUCUUCCCUAAAGUUCAACGUGGAUGCACCAGAAUAUGUGAAAUUGCAUGAUAUGGUUCUUGAUGUUACUUUGUGGAUAGCAUUUAAAAAAGAUGGAAGAUGCUCACAGUUAGAAGAGUUAUAUGUUCCCAGACAUUCUCGACGCUCAAAAAAUGCAAAUUGCUACGAAUACCUUAUGGGCCCCACUGCUUUGAUGUAUUUGAGAAGGUAUAAUCUAGAAAUUAGGAAGCAUGGCAGAGCCUUUGUAUUUAAGGGUGAACAUACAAGAUCUUUACGCCUGGGUCAGUUAAAUAUCUCUAUAUUGUUACCCACAAUAAUCAAGCAUCUUGCACAAAGAGCAACGAAAAUUGUAUUUUAUGAGCUUGAAGGAGGCAGCAAAAGUUUCAUGCCUGAUAUAAUCCAAGCUGUAAGGGGCAUGAAGGAGUUAAGUAGACUCUGUCUUCAAAGAUGUUCAAAGAUUGAAUGCAUUAUUGACAAAACUACUCUUCAUGAAGAUGCGGUUGUCCUCAAAUUGAAUGAGUUGGUGCUAAGAGACAUGGAUAAUCUUGAACGACUAUGUCGUGGUCCUUCUCCUUUUAGCUUGUUCCAAAAGUUGGAAAGAUUAACCAUAUUCAAUUGUCCUCAUUUGCUCCCCGUAUUCCCGGCUGAUUGCAACUUAGGCAAUCUUAAGGUUCUCAAAGUUAACAAGUGUCCACUGUUAACAUAUCUCUCCCCUGUCUCUGCUGUUUGCACGCUACUAUCCUUAGAGGAGCUCCGAAUAAAAUGUUGCAAUGAAUUGAAGCACAUAUUAGAAGAAGAUGGUGGUGUUGAUGCAUGGGUGAGUUUGAGAUUCCCAAAAUUGAAAAUUUUGUAUGUUAGGAAUUGCUGCAAUUUAGAAUCUGUGUGCCCAGUCUUUUUAGCUCGAAGGUUUGUACAAUUGCAAGAGCUAUCCAUAGUAAAUGCUCUACAGAUGAAAUCUUUGCUAGGUGAAAAUGCUGGUGAAGAAGAACCAAUGCUUGAUCAAGAUGAGACUCAGAUAGUUCUUCCUCUUUUGGAAUAUCUCAACCUAAAAAAUCUUCCAAAUCUUGUCCAAAUUUACUCAGAGAGGUAUCAUCCAAGGUGUCCAUCUAUAAAGACAAUAGAAUGGAGAGACUGCCCAAAUAUGGGACUUGAAAGGAAGUAUGCGUUGAAAGACAGCCAAUUAAAUAAUAAUGAGGCUUUCAAUCUUUCGCUCCCUAUUCUAUAUGCUGGAGAGCUUGAUACUCAAAGUCCUAGAGUUGAACAUAAGUGGCAAGUGAUUGGUGAUGAUGAGCAAGAAGAAACCAAUGACUCAGAAAUGUUGAGGUCAAAACAACAAAUUCUGGGAGGUCUUGUUCCCACACAAGUUUUGAGCUUCCAAUAUCUUUGUUCCUUAGAAGUAACUCACAGUAAAAAGUUGAAGUUUGUAUUUUCAAGGAGCACUAUUGUCCACAACAGCCUUCCCAAACUGACUUCUCUAACCUUAUUUGAUUGUGAGGAAUUAGAGGAAAUAAUUGCAGAAAAUGAGGAACAUCAGAUCAUGUCCAAUAAUGUUCAAGUUGGCUUCCCAGAAUUAAGAUGGGUGGACGUUAAGAGGUGCAAUAAGCUCAAAAGACUCUUCUCUACGUCCGUGGCUACCAUUCUUCCACAACUAUACUCUUUGUUGAUAACUGAGGCUAAUCAAUUAGAGGUGAUUUUUGGACAUAAUAGUGAAGAUGAUACCAACUACGGUGAGAUUGUGCUUUCAAGCUUGCGGAAGAUAGAGCUAACAAAUUUGCCAAAUUUCAUGAAUGUUUGUCAAGGGUUGCAGAUUCAGGCGCAUCUAAGUGACAUAUGGAUACACAACUGCCCCAAACUUGUGGAUUCAAGUUUGGGAAGAAAGUUGAAAUGGCUCUUCCCCUCUCUGCCUUCAGCCCAACAUCUUCUACAGUUGAAAUAUCUGAGGAUUAGCUGGUGCUCUGAACUAAAGGGACUUUUUAAUGGCGAACUUGAAAUCCAUGAUGAGGAAGGCUUCUGCAACAACAUGCUUCCAAUGCUGAGAGAUCUUAAGGUUUGGGAUUGCCCCAACUUCUCCAAAACCACACUUGCUGUUCUUCAAAGAGUCUGCAGCAACAAUACGAAGCGAAAGAUGGUGAUGAUGAUGAUUGAUUAUGUCAUCGGGUUACUAAUUGGAGUGGGAGAAAAAGAAGAAUGCAAUGUCAACGACUCCGAUGAAGUUACUCGGUUGACAAAUGAUAAAACCAUAGUACUGUCUUUCUUGAACACAUCUUAUGAAUACGUUGUGUCAAAGGGUUGUACUUCCAUUGGUCUCACAGAAGAAAAGUGCCUAGUAGAAUCAUCUGAUGGUGCAAGUUCUUCUGCUAAUAAAACUGUGCAUGGAAAUUUCCCUGAAUUAUCAAAGUUUGACUCACUCUCUAUACACCAAGUGCCAACUGCAAUAGGCCCAAGUCUUGAAGUAAUGAACUCCAUAGUAGAAUCUAAAGUUGCAAUUGUAAACACUACCAAUAUUGAGAAGGCAAACCCAUUUGGUAAUUUCCCAUCAGCUGAUUGUCAAGUUGAGGUAGAGAGUAGCAAGCACAAUGCUGGUUUCGUGGAAAUCCCUUCUACUACAUUUGGACAUAAUGCUACAAAGAAUGGUACUGAAAAUAUGUUAAAUCAUCCACUUGGUGGAAAUCUUGAAGCUGAUGAAAUAACACAUCAUUUGCAAGACGCCACAGAGCAAAAUGCAAACAAAUCCAGGAAGAAUAGGCUUGAGUUGAUGAUUUCGAAUUUUAUGUCAUGUUGUUAA
This is a messenger RNA of Neltuma alba, 3078 nucleotides long. RefSeq lists its product as uncharacterized. Bases 1 to 3078 code for a protein of 1025 amino acids. The transcript has 8 exons. Lineage: Eukaryota; Viridiplantae; Streptophyta; Magnoliopsida; Fabales; Fabaceae. The record is from RefSeq and is a predicted model, not a curated record.